UACCAACAGCUGUUUGUUUCAUCGCUUAGACAUUUGUUAUAACAUUACUUCAAGGAAGUAGAAAACAAGAAAAUAAAACAUUUUAAAAAAUACUUUUAAAAAAAACAACAAGAAGAAGCUUAUAUUAAGUGUAAUUGUAUCAAUUAGUGUGGGUCAGUCAUGUCAUUACAUUUUAGGCUAAUAGAAAGAAGGCUAACAAUAAAUCUGUGCAAUUUUUUUUUUUUACUAAUUGUUUUGGUUUAGAGCAAUUUCAUGCUUUUAGCUUUCUCAAUGCGCUUUGAUCCUAUCAUUUUUCUGGACCAGUUGGGUGUGGCAGAAAUAACGUGUAUGCCUACAAACUUUUUACCAGACAGACAGAGUGAGUUGAUAGAAGCUUUGUAAAUAGAAAGUAGGCUACCUUAUUUUUCUUAGAGGGAUAAGAAGUACUGAUGCCUAUUCUAGCUUGUUCUAUUUUCCUAUAUUUACACUAGGCAAAAGAGUUGUUUCCCUUACGUAUUGAUUUACAAAUCAGCACAUUUCAGUGUUUUUAGGGACGAUAACCCCAUCGAUCAACUUUUUUUUUCGUAUACUGUGACUUGGCUGGAAAGUGAUUUAUUUUUAAAACUAUUUACCUCUACGACAAGAGAGCGAUCAAGAAAUUCAUCACUCCCUAGCUUUAGUGAUGGUGCGUAAGUGUUUGUCUCUAUGGUACAUCAGACUUUCGCAUUUCUAUUAGUAAUAUCCAAGCCCGAUGAGUCUCCGUGUAGUCUAUAUAUAGUCUCUAUAUAGACAUAUCUACUUUAUAUUGGGAGAAGAUCAUGCUUAGAACAAAUAAACACCAAGGUUUAAUUCGCUUUGAUGCUGAACACAUCAGAAUACGUCUUCAAGAGUUGCAUUGAACCAAGCAGUUCAGAUUUAGAGGCAUACUUUCAAAGAAGACAUUCGUUUUUUUCUACUUGCAUGUUGUCUCCCUUUGUUGACAACCAGAGGUAUACGAGCACCGGACCGGCAGACGUGGACCUGAUCUUCCCAUCCAAUUGCACAGGCAAAAGUUUUACUUUGACUAUUUCUGUUUUUACCAACCCACCUCAAAUAGCACUUUACCAGAAAGCUAUAAAAGUAACAGUAGAUGGACCAAGAGAACCUCGGAGCAAACCUAAAUUACACACAGAUGAUCGGCACAUUCAUCGUCCCAGUCCUGUGGAUGUUAGCCUGAAGCGUCCAAUUAUACCUAAUCCUUUAAGAGAACAUCAGUUAUCCCACCUAGCUGACCUAGAAGUUCUUCGCCAGCAGCAUGCUAAUGAUGUUACACACUUGGACACCAGAAAUCAUUUGAAUGACUUCAACAGGAACUAUGGUGAUCACUCUCAUCAUCUAGAUCAGUCACAUCGAAUUCUUUCCCAAAAUCAAACAACAGAUUCUGAGUCAGGUUUGGAGUCCCAUACUAAUGAAGUUCUAACUGAACCUAGUGAACAAAUUUCCCCUACAGGUCAGAGGUCAUGGAGCUAUGAUCCACCUUUCAGUAAUGAAACUAUUCACCAUGUUACUCGAGAUGAACAUUUAAGUAUAAAAGAUACAUCCAGUGAUGUGCCAGAUCAUGAUGAAAGAAUGGAAGCAUUGUCUGUAUCUUCUAGCUAUGACUCUAGAUCUGCUGGACUGACUUCUUAUCAUAGAAAGAAUCCAUUUAGCAAUAUUUCACCUAAGUCUCCUGUUGCGCCAUGUUCUGACCCUAGAUUGUCAGUUUAUGACAGACAUGAACCAUCACCAUUUUCAGUCUUAAGCUCAUCAUCAGAAGAUCGUUUGGAAUCAUAUCACCAUUCAAUCCAAAUUACUGAAGACAGACAGUCUCAUUUGUCUGAUGAAAGAUUGGUUAGACACUACGAUUCUGAAAGACUAACUAACAGAUAUGAACCUUUGCUGCCAAAGCAGCUAUCUGAAGAGAGAUUAGCUAGUCAUUAUGAUUCUGGACCUUAUCUUACAAAUGAAGACAGGUUAAUAAACAGAUACAAUGUUGGGUCUGUUCACUCUCCUGAUGAAAGGUUGACCAUUCGUUAUGAAACAGGACAACAGCAUCUAGGCAAUGAAAGAUUUGAUCUUAAAAAAGCUUUAUCUUCUAGAUUUGCAAGAUCAGGCUUUGAGCCAUUUUCUAAAUGUAAUUUGCCUUCUCAGCUGACAGCUCAACAUCCAGGAGAAGGAGAUUGUGACAGAAGAUUUCCUUCAACUUUUUAUCCAACUUCUCAAUCUCCAAAUCAAAUUCCUUUAGAAGAAAACUUUUUCUCUACAAACCGAAAUCGCUCAUCUGGAUUUCUAGAUGUCAAUAGAUCCAUGAUACCCGAAUCAGUUGACACCAAAUCUAGAACUUUUGAGAACCCUAGAAUUUUAUUUCGAUCUGAUCCAAGAACUCAAAUUUCUACUCUUUAUCCUGUUUAUGGCUCACGGCUUGGUUCAGAAAACACUGCCAUUAAUUUUUCUUUAUCUGAGAGCAAUGACAACAUUAUGGUUCUUCCAGAAAAUCAAAUCAGAAUUUUACAGGAAUCUGGUCAUAGCCUACACUCCAAUCAAGGUGAAUCUGAUAUAAAGUCAUACCGAGCACUUGAUCCAAUUCAUGCUGGUCGAAACCUUUCUCAUUCCAAUUUUCCUAUCCUGACUAUCUCAUCAGUAAGUAAUUCCAGUGACACCCUCUCUUACCUUUCUGUGUCACCAUCUCAUUUUCUACAGAGUUCCUUUAUCUAUCCUCAAAAAUAUCAACCAAAUCAGUUAAUAAUACCUGCUGGUGAAAAAACGUAUGAAAUUUUGGGCUAUCAGAAAUCCAAUAACAAAAGUGAGUUGAGUGAGGAAUAUCAAGACCAGUCACGAUCAUCAACUGAUGCCAAAUAUUUCAAAAGGCGUCUUUCCAAAAAUCAUGAAGAUAAAAUGUUAGAUCCAGUCACUCCCAAUGAAACUGGGGAAAUGGAAAAAAAGAUUUAUGAUCAUGGGUCAUCUAAGUAUGUGAAGAAUAGUCGACCUAUAGAACGACCCAUUCCAAUAGUCCUAUCCUCCACAACAGUCACAAAUAAAAAAAUAUCAGUUCAUGGAGAGGGCACUGUAGAGACAUCUAGCAGUGACCAUGUGCUGUCACCAUUGUCUUCAUCUCAAGAGUGGAGGUCAGCCAACAGUAGACAAAAUAGUGAGGAGCAUACUGACAUGAUAAGUGUAUGGCGACCUUAUUGACAUUUUCAAUUAAAUUCAUAUUUAAACAAAAUGUAACAAACAAAAAUUGGGGAUAGGAAAAUUCUUCACACACAAGAUUCACUGAUAGAAAAAAUAAUGUAAGAAAAACAUGAAAAUAAAAUGAAACAAACUAUUUCUAGUAUUAUCAUUACAUGUACUACAUCUAAAUAAGAGUACCAAUACAUAGUUCUAAAUAGAUAUUUUCUAAUUAUAAUAAUAUUGGAAGUAAGAAUUUAAAGCUUUAAUUCAAUUAUUUGAUCCACAGAAAUAUGUUUUUUUUUUUGUUUGUUUUUUUAUAGACUUUUUAUUAUCUGCCCCUCAUGUACAUUUUACCCCCACCCCUUGAUUUUUCUCUAAUUUGUUUUUUUGAAAAAGUAAUUGUUGUAACCAAGUUUGUUUGUUUUGGUCGUUUUUUGUACACUGUUGAUGUCACCAUGACUUUCACUCAAUGUUCCACACAUGUCUAUCUACAAUACACUGGUCACUUUCUACAUUUCCAGUUGAGUUGACCGUCAUAUAUGUUGCUCCAGUAUUGGUGAAUGACAUUCUGACAUAGUUUGGGAUCCAUCUGACUUUAAAAAACAUUCUUCUGUUCCAAUGAGCUUCUUAUGGAGGUAGAAAUCCCGUGAAAAUAGGAAAUAUCCGAUGCUCCAUGCAACGAAAAGUCCAGACAUGACCAGAGUUUCGCCUUGACAUCCAAAUGUCACAAAACUUGGAACAUUGUGUUCAAUAGAAUAAAGUGGAACUUAGUAUUAAUAUAGUUUGUGCAUAUUUAAUUCAAUGAUAUUUAUCUAUCUGGUGCCAUGAGAAUUAGCCAUAGAAUAAUAGCCAAUAAAAUAAUCCAAAUGUUUUCUAGAGUAUGUACUUUUAUUUGUUUAUAUUUCACUCAAUGAUAUUUAUAAAAUCUAGUGCCAUGUUUUUAAAUAUACAUUUGUUCAACUUUUGGAAAUUCAAUCAAAAUUUGUACUUAUGAAACUACUUGUACUUAUGAAACUAUUUUAGUCAAUUAAAACUGUAAAUGUCA
Messenger RNA from Biomphalaria glabrata, 4213 nucleotides. RefSeq lists its product as uncharacterized. The transcript has 5 exons. Gene Ontology annotation, molecular function: DNA-binding transcription factor activity, RNA polymerase II-specific; ATP binding; RNA polymerase II cis-regulatory region sequence-specific DNA binding. The record is from RefSeq and is a predicted model, not a curated record. Gene Ontology annotation, biological process: regulation of DNA-templated transcription. The coding region runs from base 838 to 3189 and encodes 783 amino acids. Gene Ontology annotation, cellular component: nucleus. NCBI's taxonomy places the organism in Eukaryota, Metazoa, Mollusca, Gastropoda, Planorbidae.